This is a messenger RNA of Neoarthrinium moseri, 1212 nucleotides long. RefSeq lists its product as uncharacterized. The record is from RefSeq and is a predicted model, not a curated record. Gene Ontology annotation, cellular component: endoplasmic reticulum membrane. The transcript has 2 exons. Bases 1 to 1212 code for a protein of 403 amino acids. Lineage: Eukaryota; Fungi; Ascomycota; Sordariomycetes; Amphisphaeriales; Apiosporaceae.
AUGGACAGUCUCGUACGCUUCUACACCGCGACCCCUACGCCAAUCCUCGUUAGGAUCGCCGUUGCCGUAGGCGUCGUUAGCUUCUUCUCCCUCUACGUCGCUCUUCACUUCGUCGCGCCCCGGCCGCGCCCAGUAUACCGCAGCGAGAAGCACUACAGAACCACGACCCAGGAUGGCAAGACUGUGGUGCGCAAGCUGCCCUGCUGGCACGACCGCUGGCUUGCCGAGCGCCACGCCAGCGAGACCAGAACCAAUAACGACGUCUACAUCCCCGACACCGGCGCCAUCGAGCCCGCCUCGCUGCGCCUGAGCGUCGUGAUCCCAGCAUAUAACGAGGAGGAGCGCAUCUUGCCUGCUUUGGAGGAGGCAGUGAAGUACCUGGAUGCCAAGUUCGGCCGCGACCCGAAGCCCGCGGUCACCGCUGAGAAGAUCACUAGCCCGACCACAUCCCAUCGGAAGAUUAGGAACUCGCCCAGUGUGGACCUGGCCGGGUAUGAGAUCAUCAUCGUCAACGACGGCAGCAGGGACAAGACGGAACAGGUGGUGCUGAACUUUGCGGCCAAGAACGGCCUCCACGACAUCCUCCGCUUCGUGUCGCUCGAGCGGAACCGGGGCAAGGGCGGCGCCGUCACCCACGGCCUGCGACACGUCCGGGGCGAGUACGUCAUCUUCGCCGACGCGGACGGGGCCUCCAAGUUCAGCGAUCUGGGCAAGCUCAUCGAGGGCUGCGACGACGUCAAGGACGCCGGCGACCGGGGCGUCGCCAUCGGUAGCCGUGGGCACCUGGUGGGCAGCGAGGCCGUGGUCAAGCGCUCGGCCCUGCGCAACUUCCUGAUGCGCGGCUUCCACCUCGUGCUCAUGAUCCUGACGCCGCCGGCCACGUCGCGCAUCCGCGACACCCAGUGUGGCUUCAAGCUGUUCUCGCGCGCCGCCCUGCCCCACAUCGUGCCCUACAUGCACGCCGAGGGCUGGAUCUUCGACAUCGAGAUGCUGAUGCUGGCCGAGUCCGCUCCCGCCGUGCCUGUGCGCGGCAGCGACGGCGCUGUUAUUGGCAGCAGCCCCGGCAUCAAGGUCGCCGAGGUGCCCAUCGACUGGCACGAGGUGGACGGGAGCAAGCUCAACGUCAUCCAGGACAGCAUCCGCAUGGCGUUGGGUCUGGCCGUGCUGCGGGCGAGCUGGAUGUUUGGCGUCUACAGACGACGGCUCACAUAG